AUGGCUCUAAUCCGGAUGAACACAAGUGUUCUGUGCUUGAUGGCACUUUUGAUGGUUUCAACCACUUUUUUGUCGUGUGAUGCAUCAGGAAGGAACAUAGCGACUACUAGGACUAUAGAUGCAAUUAUCUCUAGUGGAUACCAGGAACCAUAUGAUCCUUCCCCUUGUCCAAAUGUUAACGCGUGUGAUCACUACUGCAAGCAAGAUGGCAAGGGAAGUGGCACCUGCCGUAAUGGCGCAUGUUGUUGCUCCAAACGUUUGUAG
Triticum turgidum subsp. durum (durum wheat) is the source of this 264-nucleotide messenger RNA. The record is from the annotation of a GenBank genome assembly. Lineage: Eukaryota; Viridiplantae; Streptophyta; Magnoliopsida; Poales; Poaceae.